AGCGACAUUACUGACUACUCUGUUGAAACGUUGAUUUAUGUUGCCGGUCCUUUCACCUUUCUGUAUCGACCGGAAGCAUUCGGCAAGUACUCAAGCCGGCGUUUCAAAACUACACUAGCAUGUCAAAUGAUCAGGGCCGUCGAUGUUCAGCAGACAGUCACGUGAACGCUUUGAAGCCCCCGUCUAGAGGCUCAAUUAGCAGUUUAUCCAGCUUCCGAUUUUUCGGAAGCAGCGAAUGUAUCAACGCCAUAAAACGACGGAUACACUUACUGGAUGACAGAUUCAUUACAAUGGAAUUCACUACCAAAACUCUUGGAAAAGAACUGCUACGUGAGGUUUGCUCCUAUCUUAAUGCGGCAGAGUCAGUAGCCUACUUUGGAAUACGCUAUGUGGAUAACAACUCUUUGCCACAAUGGUUGGAUCCAGAAAGACGAGUUAUGAAGCAGAUUAAAGACCUAAAACAAGAUGUGCUCAGUUUACGAGUGAUGUUCUACCCUCCGAAUCCACUGAAGAAAUUCAAAAACCCUGAUGCCAAACAUUUGUUUUACCUUCAACUUCGACGCGAUUUCUAUGUCGGACGGCUUCGAACGAAUUGCUCAGCGACGUGUGAACUUGCCGCCUAUGCUAUCCAAGCGGAUCAUGAACUGACAAGUAUUCCAGAGGGAUUUGAUGUUGUUAACAUUCCUGGAGGCAUGUGUAUCCUGCCGGACAUACCUACAGAGGUGGUAGACCUAAUUCGGUACCGAUUAAAGCGGUUACUUGGACUUUCUAAAGAACAAGCUAAGGAUGAAUUCAUUCGGAGAGCUUGUGAAAUCGAAACAUACGGAAUGGAACCCUUUCAAGUUAUGGAUCAGUAUGAAAAUGGACUUUGCAUAGGGUUCAACCACCUUGGCAUAUCUGCUUUCAAGAAUGGCACCCGAACAGAUACAUUUUACUGGCGGGACAUAAAACAAGUGAAGCGAUCAGGAAAACAGCUGGUAAUUGUUAUACCACGGAGGCAGCGUGAAGUCUCUUUGGGAUUCAAGUGUCAUUCCUCAGCAGAAUCUACAAUGCUUUGGCGUCGAGCUGUCUGUUGCAGACAAUUUUCAAGGUGCGUUGAUAAGACAAACGAAGAUGUUGAAAAAGAUGAGGUUGAUGAACAAUUGACACAGACCAAUGAUCAUUCCGAAGAAACGCCUGAACCCACUGUAGCUAUCCAUUACGAGCUAGAACUUCAAACCGAUUCUUCACAUUCUUCGACUGAGGACUUCCACAAACCGCGCGCUAAUGAGAAGGAUUUCUCCCAAGCUUCCCUCAAUCGUUUCCUACCCGCACCCCGACACAGUCUAGCUCUACCACCCCCGUUGCCAUUUGCUAUAUCACAGCGACAAAAGCAAUUUGGCGGUAGCAUGGAGUUGAAUGCCUAUCCCAAUGACCUUCACCCUCACGUUGUGGACGAUUUCUCCCUGGAGCUGUCGCAGCAUAAACCGUUUUUCACGAGCUCCUCAAUUAACCUGUCAACUAACCACACCCGGGAUCGGGCAUCACCUCGGAGUUCGCUAGCAACUGUGCCGUGAUCUUGUUUCCAAACCACUGAUUCCACAGAGCGGAAUUUCGCGAUCAUUCACCUCGAAUUUGUUCACCUCUGCUCAUAUGAAUAUGUUUUGUGCAACCAGCUAUGGGACUCCGUGGGGUUUUUCGUACUGUCUGUUGUAUUUUGCAAGUCGUGCACAAAUAGUCAUCAUGUGAUUACACUUUUGAAGCCAUU
Messenger RNA from Opisthorchis viverrini, 1747 nucleotides. RefSeq lists its product as hypothetical. The record is from RefSeq and is a predicted model, not a curated record. The transcript has 14 exons. Lineage: Eukaryota; Metazoa; Platyhelminthes; Trematoda; Opisthorchiida; Opisthorchiidae. Gene Ontology annotation, cellular component: cytoskeleton. The coding region runs from base 120 to 1556 and encodes 478 amino acids.